Lottia gigantea (owl limpet) is the source of this 399-nucleotide messenger RNA. RefSeq lists its product as hypothetical. The coding region runs from base 1 to 399 and encodes 132 amino acids. The record is from RefSeq and is a predicted model, not a curated record. NCBI's taxonomy places the organism in Eukaryota, Metazoa, Mollusca, Gastropoda, Lottiidae. The transcript has 2 exons.
AUGGAUUACCUUGCUUCAGCAAAUUUUCUUGGUUUGAUAACGGGAUCAAGGUACUUGGCAAUGGAAGCAAGAUACGAGCAGACCAAGAUAGAGGCAGAGUUUGAGCAGAUCAUGGCAGAGGUAGAGCUCGAGAGGACUUUACAGGAUGUUGAGUACGAGAGGAUUAUUAUGGAAGCGGAAAUGGAAGUUUUGUUGAUGGAGUUGCGAAUGGAGAGGAUGAUAGUUGAAUCUGAGUUGGAAAUGCUGGCCAUUGAAGAAGAAAUUGAAGAGGGAACUGGUCUAAGUGAUGCUGAUAUCAGGAAAAGUUGUAGUCUUCACUCCGCCUAUUUAGUGUUUCCUGAAAGUCAACUGCAUAUAUUCUAUCUUGCAGCAAGUAGCAGUGAAAGACGCACUCCUUAG